AUGACGAUACCCCAAUUAUUCUUUCUCACGAUUUUAAAUGAAAAACUCAACGAACGGCAUGCAAAAUAUUUUUUAAUUUUUCACCGAGUACUCGGCGACAUUGAUGACAUGCAUUUACUCAACAGGCGAAUAGUAAAUGGUGCAAUGGUGGAAAAAUUAGAUUUUCCUUUCAUGGUUAACCUUUUGAAAGUGCAUAACAAAAUCGUUCAUCCCGUGUGCGGCGGCAGUAUAAUUGCUCAUCAUUUAAUACUAACAUCCGCGCAUUGUUUUUUCUGCGACGGUUCGCACGAAGCCAAAGUCCAAGAUUUUUUCAGUCUGUACAAUAAUGUCGAUUUGAAAAAAGCCACGUUAGACAAAGUCAUUAGAGGGGUUUGCCACGAAAAAUGGAAUCCGGAAACGGCUUUGCACGACAUUGCGAUUCUCAAAGUGGAAAACGGUUUCGCGAAAAACUAUCAUCCGGUUAAAUUGGAAUUCAACGACGGGUACAUGAAAGGGGAUUUGAAAAUAUGCACGGCGAUAGGUUGGGGAGAACGAACGGCCAGAACGAGGGCGUUGAAAACGAAACUUUUGAAACCCAAGUACGAACUCGAGGGAAUCAAAAUCAGCUGCAUCGACAAUUGCGUCCAAUACAAAGUUGACAUUCCUCUCAUAAGUCUGGAUACAUGCACGGAAUUCCUCGCGAGUUUAUACUCUAAAGUGGUCGUAUCGAAAAACGGAAGUCAAUUGUGCGCUUACGGUGCGGGAGUGGAUGCGUGUCAAGGGGAUUCGGGAGGACCUUUGAUGUGCGGUGAAAAACAAUACGGAAUCAUUUCCUUCGGGAAAGGUUGCGCACGAAAAAAUUCACCGGGAAUUUACACUAGAAUCAGUUAUUUCAAAAAUUGGAUUGAAGAAACUAAAAAAAAAUUAAGCGUUGACGAUUGA
Messenger RNA from Pediculus humanus corporis (human body louse), 921 nucleotides. RefSeq names its product tripsin-4 precursor, putative. The coding region runs from base 1 to 921 and encodes 306 amino acids. The record is from RefSeq and is a predicted model, not a curated record. Lineage: Eukaryota; Metazoa; Arthropoda; Insecta; Psocodea; Pediculidae. Gene Ontology annotation, biological process: proteolysis. The transcript has 2 exons. Gene Ontology annotation, molecular function: serine-type endopeptidase activity.